Protopolystoma xenopodis is the source of this 229-nucleotide messenger RNA. NCBI's taxonomy places the organism in Eukaryota, Metazoa, Platyhelminthes, Monogenea, Polystomatidea, Polystomatidae. The record is from the annotation of a GenBank genome assembly.
AGAUUGUUUAGAAACUGCUGAAGAAUUACAGGAAAAGCGGAUACUUCGGGUCCUUACCUCGGACUUCCCUCAAUAUCUUGCCGUUGUUUCUCGAUUCCGUAUGGAAACUGCGAUGAUUGGCUCUGAUGGUGGCGUACUCAGCUCCACUGUUGUCCCUCAGGUGCAGGCGGUUUUUCCUGAAGGAGCCCUUCAGAAACGUAUUCGUGUUGGCCUUCAGGUGGUUUGCUAA